AUGGAUCGCGGCAGUGGGAUCGGCGAUGAAAGGGCUCUACAACUAGCUCUGGAAUUGUCAAUGCUCGGUUUUAGCGAGCCUCUUCCUUCGGUUUCUGAGCCAGAUAGCCCUGGAGAUCUAAGUUCUUUCGUCAACCCUCUCGCGAAUGUCGGCUUAGAGGAAGUCAGAUCCAAGAAGUCACAGAACAUGACUGAGUGUGUUCCCGUUCCCAGUUCGGAGCAUGUGGCCGAAAUCGUAGGCAGACAAGAUAUAGAAUCUACUUUACAUUUUACGAACAAUAAUUGUAAAUUUUACAAUAAACAAUUCAAACAUUUAAUGAAGAUUGAAAACCUCACCCAACCAAUGAUUUUAGCUGUACUUUCAUAA
This is a messenger RNA of Diabrotica balteata, 366 nucleotides long. The record is from the annotation of a GenBank genome assembly. Lineage: Eukaryota; Metazoa; Arthropoda; Insecta; Coleoptera; Chrysomelidae.